ACAUAACUGGGCCGGUGACGCUCCGUCCAUCUUUUUUAUUCGGUCUGUAGUCUACAGCAAUAAACCGUCGCACACAAAGACCGACGACCUGCAGACAACAUGGUGAACUUCACUGUGGAUCAGAUCCGUGCCAUCAUGGACAAAAAGUCCAACAUAAGAAACAUGUCUGUGAUAGCACACGUGGAUCAUGGGAAGUCCACGCUGACUGAUUCGCUGGUGUCCAAGGCGGGGAUCAUUGCAUCCUCCCGUGCAGGAGAAACCCGCUUCACAGACACCCGCAAAGACGAGCAGGAGCGCUGCAUCACCAUCAAAUCAACGGCCAUCUCCAUGUAUUAUGAGCUUGAAGACAACGACUUGGCGUUCAUCAAGCAGUGUAAAGACGGAAACGGCUUCCUCAUCAACUUGAUUGAUUCUCCGGGUCACGUUGAUUUCUCCUCUGAGGUCACUGCUGCCCUCAGAGUAACUGAUGGAGCCCUGGUGGUGGUGGACUGUGUCUCAGGUGUGUGUGUGCAGACCGAGACUGUGCUGCGGCAGGCCAUCGCUGAGCGCAUCAAGCCGGUUCUGAUGAUGAACAAGAUGGACCGGGCUCUGCUUGAGCUGCAGCUUGAGACAGAUGAGCUUUACCAAACCUUCCAGCGUAUCGUGGAGAACGUCAACGUCAUUAUCUCCACCUAUGGAGAAGAUGAGGGGGGACCCAUGGGGAAUAUCAUGAUUGAUCCUGUUGUUGGUACAGUUGGGUUUGGCUCUGGCCUCCACGGCUGGGCUUUCACCUUGAAGCAGUUUGCUGAGAUGUAUGUGGCCAAGUUCGCUGCUAAAGGAGAAACUCAGAUGGCACCAGCAGAGAGGUGUAAGAAGGUGGAGGACAUGAUGAAGAAACUAUGGGGAGACAGAUACUUUGAUCCAAAAGCUGGCAAAUUCAGUAAGACAGCCACUAAUGCUGACGGUCAGAAAUUACCUCGAACCUUUUGCCAGCUUGUUUUGGAUCCCAUAUUUAAGGUGUUUGAUGCCAUCAUGGGUUUCAAAAAGGAAGAGACAGCCAAACUAAUUGAAAAGCUGGACAUCAAACUGGACUCAGAAGACAAAGAGAAGGAGGGAAAGCCCCUGCUAAAGGCUGUGAUGCGUCGCUGGCUACCUGCCGGAGAGGCCCUGCUCCAAAUGAUCACCAUUCACCUUCCCUCCCCUGUCACUGCACAGAAAUACCGCUGUGAGCUGCUGUAUGAAGGGCCGGGAGAUGAUGAGGCUGCAAUGGGUAUUAAGAACUGUGACUCCAAGGCUCCUCUGAUGAUGUAUAUUUCCAAGAUGGUCCCAACCAGCGACAAGGGUCGUUUCUACGCCUUCGGCCGCGUGUUUUCUGGCUGCGUGUCCACAGGCCUGAAGGUGCGCAUCAUGGGGCCAAACUUCAGCCCUGGCAAGAAGGAAGAUCUCUACAUCAAACCCAUCCAGAGGACUAUUCUGAUGAUGGGCCGGUAUGUGGAGCCCAUCGAAGACGUUCCAUGUGGUAACAUAGUGGGUCUCGUUGGAGUCGACCAGUUCCUGGUUAAGACAGGAACCAUCACCACCUUUGAACACGCCCACAACAUGAGGGUGAUGAAGUUCAGUGUGAGCCCUGUGGUCAGAGUUGCUGUGGAGGCCAAGAAUCCUGCUGACCUGCCCAAGCUGGUGGAGGGCCUGAAGCGCCUGGCCAAGUCAGACCCCAUGGUACAGUGCAUCAUUGAAGAGUCCGGGGAGCAUAUCAUCGCCGGGGCAGGAGAGCUACACCUGGAGAUCUGCCUGAAGGACCUGGAGGAGGACCAUGCCUGCAUUCCACUGAAGGUGAGCCACUGAGGACAGAGGAAGAGGUACUGGCUGGGU
Molecule: messenger RNA, 1851 nt
Organism: Stegastes partitus (bicolor damselfish)
Lineage: Eukaryota; Metazoa; Chordata; Actinopteri; Pomacentridae
Product: elongation factor 2
Exons: 10
Coding region: 100-1824 (574 amino acids)
Biological process (GO): translational elongation
Cellular component (GO): ribonucleoprotein complex; cytosol
Molecular function (GO): ribosome binding; translation elongation factor activity; GTPase activity
Source: RefSeq, a predicted model, not a curated record